Hevea brasiliensis (rubber tree) is the source of this 4837-nucleotide messenger RNA. RefSeq names its product putative disease resistance RPP13-like protein 1. The transcript has 4 exons. NCBI's taxonomy places the organism in Eukaryota, Viridiplantae, Streptophyta, Magnoliopsida, Malpighiales, Euphorbiaceae. The record is from RefSeq and is a predicted model, not a curated record. Bases 148 to 4413 code for a protein of 1421 amino acids. Gene Ontology annotation, molecular function: ADP binding. Gene Ontology annotation, biological process: defense response to other organism.
CCGACGGCGGCAGCCAGCUGUGCAACAAAUCCGUCACAAUCGAGGUCGGUUCCAUCUUCUUAAACAUUUUUUCGUGCGAAAAAAAAGUAGCGAAAAAGCUAAAAUCACCAAGUUUAUCUCAACUGCAACCAAAGAAACCUCUUGGUAAUGGCAGACGUGAUUAUCUCCGUUGUAAUCGACACCGUAAUCAACAAAUUGACCUCUCCAGGCCUUCUAGAUUCUGUUGGCGGAGCCCAGGUCCAUUCGGAGCUGGAGAAACUGGAGAAAACGCUUACCAAAAUCAAGGCGGUGCUUGCAGAUGCUGAAGAGAAGCAAAUCAGUAAUCGUCUUGUUCAGAUUUGGCUGAGAGAGCUUCGAGACUUGGUUUACGAUGGGGAGGACAUCAUCGACGAGUUUUCUCUCGAGGGUUUGCGCCGGAAACAACAAAUUGAGCAGCGACAAGAAGAGGGGAGCUCAAGUAAGGUGUGGAGUGCUAUGCGCAGGUUUUUGGAUAAUUUGAAUCCUAAUCGUGUUGGGUUUAAUAUGAGAAUGAAGUCUGAGAUUGAAACUAUAAACGCUAAAUUUCAGCAAGUAAUUGAGAAAAAGAAUGAUUUAGAGCUAAGAGAAAGUGGUGGCGAUGAUAGGAGUAUUAAAUCGUUGAAAAGAUUACCCACUAGUUCUUUGGUUGAUGAACAUGUAGUGUGUGGUAGGGAUGAGGAGAAAGAGAAGAUUCUUCAAUUGGUGGUGAGUGAGGAAGGUUGUGAUGAUGGGGUUUGUGUGAUUCCUAUAGUUGGUAUGGGCGGAGUGGGUAAGACCACUCUUGCUCAGCUUGUUUACAAUGAUAGCAGAGUGGUCGAUUGGUUUCAUUUGAAAGCUUGGUGUUGUGUUUCUGAGGAUUUUGAUGUUAUUAGGGUGACAAAAAUGAUUCUUGAGGCAAUAACAAUGAAGGAUUCCAACAUAAACGAUUUAAAUUUGCUUCAAAUGACAUUGAGGAAACAAUUGAUGGGGAAGAGGUAUUUGAUUAUCUUAGAUGAUGUUUGGAGUGAGAAGUAUGAGGAUUGGAUUGUGCUUCGUCAGCCUUUCCAUGUGGGAUCUCCAGGAAGUAAAAUUAUUAUCACGACUCGAAAUCAUGGUGUUGCAGCAAUUAUGGGUACCGUUGAAGGCCACUUUUUGAAGGAGCUAACAUUUGACAAUUGUCUGUCUUUGUUUGCGGUGCAUGCAUUGGGAAGAAGAAAUUUUGACGGUCACUUGAAUCUAAAGGAGAUUGGUGAGAAGAUAGUUCGGAAGUGUGGAGGACUGCCCUUGGCUGUAAAAUCACUUGGGAGUUUGUUGCGCAUGAAGCCUGAUGAGGAUGAAUGGAAAAGAGUAUUGAAUAGCCAGAUUUGGCAUUUGCCAGAAGACAAGAGUGGUAUUCUUCCAGCCCUGAGAUUGAGCUACUGUUAUCUUCCUUCUUAUUUGAAGCCAUUAUUUGCUUUCUGCUCAAUAUUUCCAAAGAACUACGAGUUUUAUCAGGAUGAAUUGGUACUGUUAUGGAUGGCUGAGGGUUUUCUGCCGCAAGUAGGAGGAAAAAAGCAGAUGGAAGAGUUUGAUUCUUAUUUUAAUGAACUACUAUCAAGGUCAUUUUUUCAAAGAUCAAGCAUUGAGGAAUCGCAGUUUGUGAUGCACGAUCUUGUCAAUGAUUUGGCUCAAUCAGUUGCUGAAGAAGUGUGCAUGAUUUUAAAUGAUAAGUUUGAAGGUAACAAGCUCCAGCAAAUUGUUGAGAUUGCUCGCCACUUUUCGUUCACUCGUUGUACAUAUGAAGUGUGGAACAGGUUUGAAGUCUUAGGUAAAAUGAACCAUUUAAGAACUUUCAUUGCAUUACCAGUUCAUGUGUUGCCUUGCUCAUGUUACUACUUAAGCGGGAAAGUCUUACAUGAGGUGUUGCAAAAAUUAAGACGCUUAAGAGUUCUAUCAUUGAGUGGUUAUAACGUUAGUGAGCUGCCAGAUUCAAUCUCUAAUUUGAAGCAUUUACGGUACCUUAAUAUGUCUUGCACCAAACUUAAAUGGUUACCUGAAUCUUUGAGCACUCUUUUGUACCUAGAAACACUGUUAUUACAUGGCUGCACAGAGCUUACUAAGUUGCCCCAAGGCAUUGGGAAUUUGAUCAACCUUUGUCAUCUAGAUAUUACCAAUACUCCCAAUUUGCAUGAGAUUCCAUUGCAGAUAGGUAAUUUAACUAGUCUUCAGACAUUGUCUAAAUUUAUUUUGGGAGAAGGUUGUGGCCACAGGAUUAGAGAACUAAAAGAGUUGAAGCAUCUUAAGGGAAAACUUUCCAUUAUGGGGUUGGAUAAUGUGACAGAUGGUCGACAUGCAUUUGAUGCUGAUUUAAGAAAAAGGCACAAUCUUCUUGAGUUAGGGUUGGAAUGGAGCAGCAACUUCCAAGAUCUUCGAAAUAAGGAAUGUGAAAUGCAAGUACUUAAGUGGCUAAGACCUUGCACAAGUCUUAGAGAGCUCAACAUUUUGUUCUAUGGAGGUACAGAAUUCCCAUUGUGGAUAGCAGAUCCCUCGUUUGCUAAAUUAGUGCAACUAAAACUCUCUUGUUGUAGACAAUGCACUUCACUACCUUUUCUUGGUAGACUACCUUUACUUAGGAAUCUGUGCAUAGAAGGCAUGGAUGCGGUAAAGACUGUUGAUUUUGACUUUUAUGGAGAUGGUUCUCCUUUGGCCAACCUUUUUCCAUCUUUAGAGACACUGAAAUUUGAGGAUAUGUUGGGAUGGGAAUUGUGGUCUUCUAAUGGAGACAAUGAACAAGCCGACAAUAUGUUUCCUUGUCUCUCAGAACUUACUUUAUUGAAUUGUCCCAAGUUAAUUAGGAAAUUACCUAGACGCCUUUCUUCACUUGUAAAGCUCACGAUAUGCAAUUGCCCAAUAUUGGAACAUUCACUUAUAAGCCUUCCAUCCCUUCAUAAGCUGAAGUUAGAAGAGUGCAGUCAAGUGGCAUUGAAACACGUGGUUGACAAUUCUUCCUUGACAACGCUGAGGAUCAGGAGCAUGGCAGAUAUCACUUGUUUGCAGGACAUUUUUGUGCAGUCGCUAGGAGCACUUAAAGUUCUAGUGAUUGCUAGUUGCACAAAACUAACAUUUCUGUGGAAUCAGACAACUGGAUUAGAAAACUUGUUAGGUCUUGAACGCAUUACAAUUAAGGACUGUCCUCAACUUGUGUCAUUAACAGAGAAUGGCUCAGUCUGCAACGAUGAAGAGCAACUGCCAUAUGGGCUACAUGGACUCCAGUCUCUCAAGGAUCUGCAUGUUGAAUCAUGCCUGAAACUCGUAUCUUUUCCUGAAGCUGGAGUCUUGUCCACGCUAAGAUGUCUUGUGAUAAGGAAUUGUCAAGCUCUGAUGUCCCUGCCUGAUGAUAUUAUGAGGUUUAGCUGCAGAACUAAUAUGUGUGUUCUUGAAGAAUUGGAGAUUGAAGAGUGUCCUUUGCUUGAAUACUUUCCAAGAGGCGAGUUACCCAUGACGCUGAAAGUGUUGAAAAUCCGAUUCUGUACAAAACUCCGGUCUUUGCCUGAGGGAUUAAUGAACAAGGUUAACAUGUCUCAUCUAGAACACGUGGAGAUCAUUGGUUGUCCAUCUUUAACAUCCCCUCCAACAGGAAAAUUGCCUUUUCAAGUUAAAUCACUUCAGAUCUCGGACUGCUCAGAAUUGGAGCCACUUCCUCGAAGGAUGCGGCAUGACAAUGCAACAAUUGAAUACGUUAACAUUUGGAGCUGUACAGUUCUGAAAAGCUUGCCAGACUGCCUUAACAGCCUCUCUUGUCUCACUGAAUUAUAUAUAAAUAAUUGUUUUGCUCUAAGGUCCUUUCCAGAAGUGGGCCUGUCCCUUCCCAACCUCAGAACAUUGAAUAUCUUCUAUUGCUUCAAUCUGAAAUCUCUACCUAGUCAGAUGGGAAACCUAACAUCUCUUCAAGAACUGUCAAUAUGCAGCUGUCCUGGUCUUGCAUGUUUUCCAAAAUGGGAUUUGCUUCCGAAUCUAACAUCCCUUGAAAUUUGGGAUUCUGGAAAUUUUGAAUUGACAAUGUCAGAGUGGAACGUACACAAUCUAACCUGUCUUAGAGAUUUAAGCAUCGCAGGUGGAUGCUUCAAAAAUGCUGUUUCCUUUCCAAAUGAGAAGUGUCUGCUGCCUACAUCUUUAAUAUCUAUUUAUAUUGGAGAGCUCCCAAAUCUGGAAUCCCUAUCCAUGCAGCUGCGAAGUCUCACAUCUCUAGAAGAGCUAGAGAUUGUUAAUUGUCCUAGGCUUCAUUCUUUACCAAGGAAAGGCUUGCCUCCUACACUUGGAAGAUUCAGUAUUAGGGACUGUCCACUUCUAAAACAACGGUGCUUCAAGGAGAAAGGCAUAUAUUGGCCCAUGGUAGUACACAUCCCGUGCAUCGAGAUGGAUGGCAAAGACAUCUAAUGAACUGAUUCUAGUAAAUCAUUUUAUGCUUUUUUUUCUGGGAUAAUUGCAAGUUGAGAUGCUAUCCUUCACUCAGGACAAAGAAAACAAGAAACUGAAAUGGUCUGAAGUAUUCCAGCCAAUACUGCAACACACUAAUUUAACAGGGGAAAAGACAAUGAAAGAGGAUCUUGGCGUCCCACAACUGCAAUCAUGACAGCACUCUAGAUCUUUCUUCUUUUCCCUGUUAUUCUUUUAUGUCUUCUUCUUCUGUUUGUUGAGGGAAAGAGAGGUGGUGGGGGUUGUUGGUUGAGGUGGGGAGCUAUAGAUCUCUAAUGCUCCAGAAGUGAGAUGUUUGGGGCAAUCAACCCCUCUGCUAUGUGAUCUCAAGGAUUUUAUGUAUUUGAUGCAUUGAUUUGAAAUAGAAUGACUAGAUUUUUAUUCA